GGAACAUUACUCCAGUAGCUGCCGAUCAGAGCAGUCAGGUUUCACCAGCUGCCGAUCAGUCUAGAGCUCAAACAUGACGUUCUGGCAGGAGAACUACUCCUUUAUCAAGGAGGUGUAUGAUACAAGGUACACGAAGAUGGUUGAAUGGAUGGAUAACGUGGAGAUGGCGAUCCAGAAGGUUUGCGCCAGCAAGGUCUACACCUCUGCAGAGUUUAAGCGGGAGAAGGAUAAUUUCCAAUCUCUUUGCAAGAACCUAGAGAGAGCAGAAACUAAAAGAUGGUUGACGGAGACACUUGAAACCUUGAUGAAGGAGAGAGCUGCUGACGAGCAGAAAGCUGAAUCCACGAAGCUUAAAUCUGUGAUGGAGAGACACAAGGCCCUGAUCCCUAAGAUCCAGGAGACCCUGGUCAAGACUGAAUGCUACUGGAAGUGCUACAGCUACGGAGAUGAUCUUAUUCCCAUCUUUGAGUUCAUCGAUGACCUGAGGAACAGAUCGGUGAAGGAGGUGUUCAGUGCUAACAACGAACAUACCGAGGAGCACAUUGAAAAGCAGGACAAGGUACUCAACCAGCUGGAGAACAAAAGGAAGAUGGUCAUGGACUUCAUCUCCAAGGGAGAGAAGUUAAUGGAGGAUCCCAACUGCCCGAAGUUCCUGGAGGGGCACGUCAAGAAGCUGAAGGAAGCCUGGGAGGAUACUAAUGAGAAAGCUCAGUCUCGAAAGAAAGCUCUGGUUGAUAAUCUUAACUCCUGGGAGACCUUUGAGGAGAAGAAGAUCGAAUGCCACAAACAGCUGGACGCAGCUGAUGCUGAAUUUGAAGCCAUCAAGAAGAUCUUUGAUCUUAGAGCAGGACCCCAGGAUUAUAACAUGAGAAUGAAAACAGCUUCUAUGUUCAGAACUAACAUUGAGGAUAUUUUCAACACUUGCUCCGGUGCGAAUGAUAUUCUCCAGGUUAUGCUACCGGAUGAGAAGAAACCGGAAAUGAACGAUCAAACCUCAGAACUCAAGACUCGAAUGGACAUCCUUGCAAAGAUUGACGAACGACUUGCCUUCAUUGAUGACUUCAACAAAAGGCUGAAUAUCUUCGAUGUUGGAGUUAAGGAGAUGGAGAACUGGUUGGGAGAAGGACGUAAAAGGUUGGAUUUGAUCAAGACUCCACCAGAGGAAAUGUCUCCAGAAGAUAGAGUUACAAAGUCCAUGGAGCUCCAGGAGGAUCUUAAUAAAAAAUCUGAGUUCACUAAAAAGCUUGAGGUUGAGAAAGACGACAUUUUCCCUAAAUCUGGAGAAAAGGUUUCCUCCGAUGCUAAGAAGUUUAUUGAGCGUCUGAAGAAGGUCCGAACCACCCUGAAUGCUCUUGAUGAUGAAGUGAGUGCUGAGUGCGCCAAGUUCUCUGAAGAUGUCAAGUUCUGGGCUGAGUUCCAAACCGGACUCAAGGUAUUCGAACCUUGGAUGAAGAAUGCUGAGCUCAGGAAGAUCAGUGGACUCAAGAAACCUAGCAGCCUUGUUGAAGCUUGUGAAAUCCUCGGAGACAGUAAGAACCUCCAGGACGAGGCCGAGGCUAAGCUCCGUGUGCUGGAAGAGGCUGCUUCUGCAGCCCAGAAGAUGACCUCACAUCAUGAGGCCGAUAUUAAGGUUGAAGGGUUUAAAAAGAGGUGGACGGUUGUGCAUGAAUGUUUCCAGGAGUGGGUUGCAAGAAUGACAACUCUGGUUGAGUGCUGGAACAAGCUGGAUGGAAAUGUUGGAGAACUAAGCUCCUGGGUCGCUACAAAGGAUUCCUCUGCUCCCGAAGGUUCCUCCGAGAUAUCAAUUGAACAACUUGAAACCCAACUCAACACACUUAAAACCAUGUUUGCUGAGAAGCAAAAACUGGUAUCCGACCUGGAUGCUUAUGGACCUGCCGGAGCAGUCGUCCCAGCUCCGGUAGCAGUUGCUCCAGUAGAGGCUCCAGCUGCUGAGUUAGCAGCUGAAGUCCCCGCAGCUUCAGAAGAAGCUGCCCCUGCAGAAGCAGUUCCGGUUGAAUCAGCGGCCUAAACUUUAUCUUACCAAUUGUAUUCGUAAACAGCUCAUUCUGUGCAUAAUUUUGUCAUACUUUUCUUAUUAUCCAUACAACAAUAUAUUAUAAUAAAUAUCUCUAUAUAUAGA
This is a messenger RNA of Eurytemora carolleeae, 2140 nucleotides long. Its product is annotated as nesprin-1. The transcript has 3 exons. NCBI's taxonomy places the organism in Eukaryota, Metazoa, Arthropoda, Copepoda, Calanoida, Temoridae. The record is from RefSeq and is a predicted model, not a curated record. Gene Ontology annotation, biological process: nuclear migration. The coding region runs from base 74 to 2029 and encodes 651 amino acids. Gene Ontology annotation, cellular component: meiotic nuclear membrane microtubule tethering complex; cytoplasm; nuclear outer membrane. Gene Ontology annotation, molecular function: actin filament binding.